AUGCAGCGCAUGUGGAGAGACAAGCUGCAUUGGGAUGAAAGUCUUCCUCAGCCACUGGAAUCGGCUUGGACUGAGUUUUGCAAGGACUUCGCUACUGUGGGUAACGCUACAUUUCCGCGUUAUAUACUUCAACCUAAGGCAAGGUUUGAGUUGCAUGCCUUUUGUGAUGCCAGCCUCCAGGCCUAUGGGGCUUGUAUCUACGCUCGUUCGUUUAGGGAUACCGCCGAUGAGGUACAUUUGCUUUGCUCGAAGGCUAGAGUUGCACCAUUGAAAACCCUCACGGUGCCUAAGCUUGAGCUAUGUGCAGCGUUCCUGUUAGCCAAUUUACUUCGCGAAAUUAGGAAAAUCGAUACCUUCGACUGCCCGAUCCAUUGCUGGUCGGAUUCAACUGUGGUACUGUCUUGGUUGCGAGAGGAACCAUCCAAAUUCAACGUGUUUGUGUCUAACAAGAUUUCCGCAAUACAGCAACUUACGAGGGGCAUGGAUUGGCGCUAUGUACCAACUGAAAUGAACCCGGCUGACAUUCUUUCAAAGGGAGCAGCGCCUCAGGAGCUCUUGCAGUCUAGGUUGUGGAUGAAUGGACCUUCUUUCUUGCAAGGCGAAAGAAGUAACUGGCCUGAACGUUGUUCGCCCGAACUCAGUCUUCCGGAAAUUAGGCAUCGAGUAUUGCUGUCGUCUGAGCGUGUCGACAUCUCGCUUUCGUUUAAGCACAUUAACUCAUUCGGAGUCAUGAUGCGCAUUUUCGGAUAUGUUCAUAAGUUCGUCAGCAAGAAAAGGUCACUUGAUCUCUCGUCUGAAGACCUUCGCAAAGGAUCGCACUUGUUGUGUCGCAUCGUUCAACGCGCCCACCUUCAUCCCGAGUACCGUGCUCUGCGGAAGGGGAACUGUGUGGAGUCCUCCAGCAGCAUUAUAUCUCUCUCGCCUUUCAUAGAUGACGUUGGUUUGAUUCGUGUUGGUGGUCGCUUGCGGCACUCAACUCUUGGCUUCGAUGCACGCCACCCAAUAAUUUUGCCCAGGGAUCAUCCAUUGACGUUCGCCAUCAUCAUGCACUUUCAUCGGAAGCAUCACCAUGCUGGGCCGCAGUCUCUACUGGGAUCUAUUCGCUUGCAGUUCUGGCCCAUCGGCGGCAUGAAAACUGUUGCUCGAGCGUUGCGGAAAUGCAUCAUCUGCUGCAGGUCCAGACCUCGUCUUGUGGAACACAUAAUGGCUGACCUACCGAAGGAUCGAGUGCAGGAUUCGCCUGCAUUCAGCGUCACUGGAAUCGAUUACUGUGGUCCCUUCUAUUACAAGCCAGAUGGCCGCACUCGAACGCCUACAAAAUGCUACAUCAGCGUCUUCAUCUGUUUUGCAACAAAGGCCGUUUGGUUGGAAUUAGUGAAGGACCUCACAACUGCUGGAUUUUUGAGUGCCCUCAAACGCUUCGUUGCCACGCGCGGCAUACCCCGAUGCAUUUGGUCGGACAAUGCCACCAAUUUUGUGGGCGCAAGGAACGAGUUGGAGGACCUUCGGCGGCUGUUUAUGAGCGAGAAGCAUCGUGAUGCAGUUCAUAAUCAUUGCAUCAACAAUGGCUUCAAUUGGAAGUUUAUCCCGCCUCGCUCACCCCACUUCGGGGGCUUGUGGGAGGCAGCAGUGAAGAUGGCCAAGCAGCAUUUAUAUCGCUCCCUGGGAUCGUCACUCUUUGGUUUUGACGAGCUGCGGACAUUGGUCUGCCAAAUCCAGGCUGUAAUAAAUUCUCGUCCUCUUGUCGCAAUUUCAGAAAACCCUGAAGAUCUUGGCGUCCUUACACCAGGACAUUUUCUAAUUGGUCGUCCGCUGAUGGAGUUUCCCGAGCCAGAUGUUACAAAUCUGAACUUUAACAGACUAGAUUGCUGGCAAAGAGUCGCCUGUGCUCAGCAGAUCUUUUGGAAGCGUUGGAGUGAGGAGUAUUUGACUCUGCUACAACAACGUGCCUAA
Molecule: messenger RNA, 1953 nt
Organism: Drosophila obscura
Lineage: Eukaryota; Metazoa; Arthropoda; Insecta; Diptera; Drosophilidae
Exons: 1
Coding region: 1-1953 (650 amino acids)
Biological process (GO): DNA integration
Molecular function (GO): nucleic acid binding
Source: RefSeq, a predicted model, not a curated record